Messenger RNA from Adelges cooleyi (spruce gall adelgid), 1552 nucleotides. Its product is annotated as lachesin-like. The record is from RefSeq and is a predicted model, not a curated record. The transcript has 8 exons. The coding region runs from base 60 to 1139 and encodes 359 amino acids. Gene Ontology annotation, cellular component: neuron projection. Lineage: Eukaryota; Metazoa; Arthropoda; Insecta; Hemiptera; Adelgidae.
CCGGCACCUGAACGAAAGGCACGCGGACACAGACCACAGUGUCGUGUGCGCCUUCGAUCAUGGACCACCUUUUAUGCUUCUUGGUCGCUUUAACCGCACAAACAGCAUCGGUUUUAUCUGUGCUGGAGCCUGAGUUCGCCGAACCUAUACCGAACGUUACGAUACCCGUGGGAAGAGACGUUUCGCUGCCUUGUGUCGUCAGCAAUUUGGGAAAUUACAAAGUUGCUUGGAUUCAUCUUGAUCGAAAAAUGAUACUGACUGUUCACAAGCAUGUGAUCGCUAGAAUACCAAGAUUUAGCAUGUCAUAUGACGGACAAAAGACUUGGAUGUUGCACAUAAAUGGCGUAAGAACAUCUGAUAAAGGCAUUUACAUGUGCCAAGUAAACACCGAUCCAAUGAUCAGUCAAAGCGGUUACUUACAAGUGGUCGUUCCGCCAAACAUAGCAGAUGAAGAAAGUUCUGCUUCCACCAUGGCCGUGAGAGAAGGGCUCAAUAUAUCGUUGUCUUGCAAAGCCAAAGGUUAUCCAGAACCAAAGAUUGUUUGGAAAAGAGAAAACGGUUUCGAUAUAACAAUAGAUAGAAGGAAAAAAGUCGAAAAAUUCCACGGCGAUACUUUAAACUUAACAAGAGUCACUAGGUCCGAUAUGGGAUCUUAUCUAUGCAUUGCGUCCAACGGCAUACCUCCUUCAGUCAGCAAACGGAUAGUUCUCGACGUCGAAUUUCCUCCCAUGUUGGCGGUGCCAAAUCAGUUAGUGGGCGCUCCACUGGGCACGGACGUCACCAUUGAUUGCACGACUGAAUCAUAUCCUCGACCCAUCAGCUACUGGUUAUUCCAGAAAGUUAAGUCGAUGAUAUUCUCCAGCACGAAACACAGUCUGGUGCUGGAAGAAAACGGAUAUAAGACGCACAUGAAGUUGACAAUAAGGUCAUUAAGUCCCGAAGACUACGGCAGCUACAAGUGCGUUACGAAAAACUCACUGGGCGAAGCUGAAGGAUCGAUGAGAAUUUACGAAAUUCCAAGGCCCGUUCAAAACCCAAGGAGUACGUCGGGGUUGUUAAAUGGAGCAAAUGGUUUGAAUAAAAAACACUUGUUUUUGCUGAUAUCUGCAUCAAUAUUGACAUCGUGGCCAUUCACAUGAUUCAACCAUCGACGGCUGUAAUAACGGCAGAGAUGUGCCUCUAACCUACAAUAUAUUAUACAAAAAUACUACAUUAACAUUAUUCAUAUUUGUACAUAACUCUUAUAAUUGUUUUUCAAUAUUGACAAUUUCAUUUGUAGUCGUUCUUUCGGUUUAGGCGUUUAAAACAAAAUAUUAGCAGUUAGCCAAUACAAAUAAUAUGUAGACAAAAAUGUCGGUUUUAAGAAAUCGGUUUCUUUUUUUUAUUAUUAUUUCUUCUUUUUUUCUUUCUUUUUACAUUGUAUGAGUCAUUCUACAAUAUAUUUAUAUAAAGUCUUUAAACAAUAUAAUAUAAUAUAAUUUAUAAACAAACUAUAUAUAAAUGACAAAAUUAUAUGAUAAUAAUUAUAUUUACACCAGGUAUUUUAUCUUUU